AUGAACAUGCAAUCACUACCUGUUACUCCCAAGCGCAAACGUGGUGGUUCUAGUGAUGACUACCUAGAGGGGGCCUCUACCGUCUCAGGGUCUGCGCGAAAAAAGGCGAAAUUGUCUCCUCAAACACCUUCCAAAUCGGCGUUGGCCAAAGCCGAGGCCGCGAAGAAGAGGGAAUGGAAGGCGGCCUGGAAUGAACAUGUCAGGCUUUCCUACUGGCAAAAGGAUGACAGUUACCGACAGAAGGUCAAUACUUACGAAAUCCAUCGGUCUGACGCGAUGCAAUUCUACCGACUCAAAGCAGCUGAGAUGGAUACUCUCCCUUACUGGGAGUUUGAAAACAACAAUUAUCCCUCUCAUCCCGGGCGGUCAUACUCCCACGAGGGUGUUCUCAUGCUCGUCAGUCGUAAAGCUGCUAUGCUUGCGGGGCUGCACGAGAAGGGGCUCCGCGAGCACGAUCUUCUCAGACAAGGGAAGGAACUGUUCAAUGAUGAGCAAGCGCGGCUUCUCCAACGAACGCCCAACAAGAAGACAAAGCCACGCUUGUGGAAGAUCGUCAACCGACACGCCAAUCGCGAACGAAUGGACUGGGUCUCGAUGCCGUCUGGCUCUUGGGAAUCGCCUGUAUGGGAACAUGGCAAGGUCGUCGGCCACUGGCUCAAUUAUCAGUUCGACCCCAACAUUGGCCCUGAAGAUGACUGGAUGUUUUCCCCGGCUAGGUUUCGUCCCUUGGGAUCAUCGCAGCGCAUUGAAAUGCCGUGA
Messenger RNA from Diaporthe amygdali, 759 nucleotides. RefSeq lists its product as uncharacterized. Lineage: Eukaryota; Fungi; Ascomycota; Sordariomycetes; Diaporthales; Diaporthaceae. The record is from RefSeq and is a predicted model, not a curated record. The transcript has 3 exons. Bases 1 to 759 code for a protein of 252 amino acids.